Messenger RNA from Microstroma glucosiphilum, 820 nucleotides. RefSeq names its product monothiol glutaredoxin. Bases 37 to 528 code for a protein of 163 amino acids. Lineage: Eukaryota; Fungi; Basidiomycota; Exobasidiomycetes; Microstromatales; Microstromataceae. The record is from RefSeq and is a predicted model, not a curated record. The transcript has 4 exons.
CUCUACCACUAGCUGCAGUCUUCCCACUUACUAGCCAUGUCACUCUUCCGCCAAGCCUCCAGCUCUCUGCGUCUCCUUCGCACACCUGCCACCUCCUCCUCUCUGCUGCAAGCACCAGCACAGCGCUCCCUCUUCCACACCACCUCUCUCCGCCUCGCCCUCUCCGCCGAUGCGCGCAAGAAGAUCGAUGCGGCAGUGCAGGGUAACCCAUUGGUGGUGUUCAUGAAGGGCACACCAGAGCUGCCCAUGUGUGGUUUCAGCAGGGCGGUAUGCCAAAUUAUGGAGGUGCAGGGAGUCAAGCCCGAGGUCAUGAAGACAUAUAACUGCCUUGACGACCCAGAGCUCAGAGAGGGCGUAAAGGAGUACAGCAGCUGGCCCACCAUUCCCCAAGUAUACGUUAAUGGUGAAUUCGUAGGAGGUUGCGACAUCAUGCUUAGCAUGCACCAAUCGGGCGAGCUGGAACAAGUGUUGGAAAAGGCAGGCGUUCUCUCACCUCUGCCGCCCCCGAGCGAGGCUCCCAAGGCUUAAGAAUGUCGUGAUAAUGUGAAAUCAGCAGGGAGUCUGUCCCGCUCGAUGCAAGAUCAAAAGGCACAGCGAAAUGAGGCUGAUGAGAGGAAGGACGACGAUGCCGUGGGAGGGGUGCAGGUGGAGAUGUGGACAAUCGGAGGAAGUACAUCUCACUACUCAGGGACUGAUGCUCAGCUGUUGGAUGAAUAGAGGCGUAGGCAUGGGACGCUCUCACGCUUUCUCCUUCUUGCUAAUAUAUGUGCUUGCAUAAAGUACACUACAAGGAGCGAAAUCAGCGUGCGCGUGCGUGAAC